Messenger RNA from Hyla sarda, 664 nucleotides. RefSeq names its product myelin P2 protein-like. Gene Ontology annotation, cellular component: nucleus; cytosol. The record is from RefSeq and is a predicted model, not a curated record. Gene Ontology annotation, molecular function: fatty acid binding. The transcript is spliced from 4 exons. Lineage: Eukaryota; Metazoa; Chordata; Amphibia; Anura; Hylidae. The coding region runs from base 112 to 516 and encodes 134 amino acids. Gene Ontology annotation, biological process: fatty acid transport.
CCGGGCUCAGCCCCUCACUCCUCUAUAAAAGCCUAUGGGCUCCUCAGAGCUGAUCCCUGUCUGCAGUAACUGUUCUUUCUGCUGGUAUCUGGGUCCUAGUUAGCAGCCGUCAUGAGUGAGGAAUUAUUGAGCACAUGGAAACUCACUGAGAACUGCAGUGAGAAGUUUGACAAAUACAUGGAUUCGGUUGGUGUGCCCUUUCUCACACGAAAAGCUGCCUGUCAUUUGAAGCCUGAUGUGGAAAUAACUAAAAAUGGUGAUGUUUGGUGUAUAAAAACGUUGAGCACCUUCAAGAACACAGAGCUGUCCUUCACGUUGAAUGAGGAAAUUGAUGAAACCACUGCAGAUGGCAGGAAAGUCAAGUCAAUCUUUACUAAUGAAAAUGGAGCAUUAGUACAAAAGCAAAAAUGGGAUGACAAAGAAUCUACAAUAAUUAGAGAAGUGAAAGAGGGCCGCUUGUUCACAACUUGCAUCUUCAAAGAUGUGAAGUGUGUUCGGAUCUACGACAAAAAAUGAGAUCUUCCGUCACCUGUGUAGACUUGAUCCCAUAAAAUAUAAGCUCAGUUCAAUGAGCGUUCACCGACUCUGCACCGAAUAUCUGGUAUCAAAAGCUUCUGUGAUAUGUUGUGGUCAUUUGUGAUAUGCUAUGUAUACACAUUAAAGC